Molecule: messenger RNA, 5990 nt
Organism: Dinoponera quadriceps
Lineage: Eukaryota; Metazoa; Arthropoda; Insecta; Hymenoptera; Formicidae
Product: protein zyg-11 homolog B-like
Exons: 9
Coding region: 1052-3373 (773 amino acids)
Cellular component (GO): Cul2-RING ubiquitin ligase complex
Source: RefSeq, a predicted model, not a curated record
UUGACAUUUGGCGAGUCAACAUGGCGUCGCUGUGACACAUGAGAGCCCGCAGCUUUCGCGGUUGUCGAGCAACAAGCUUUCGCCCGCUCUCGCGGAGCUGCUCCGCGUGCUCCGGUACGCGCGGACCACCGUGAGAUUUCGCUGAGAUUGUCCACGACGUGUCUUCGGCGACGGCGCGCAAAAGGCGCCGUGGACUCGCGCUCGUUCGACGGAGCGAGAGGGACAGAUAGACAGAGAAAGAGAGAGAGAUAGAGAGGGUCCGCGAUUUCGGUGCGCGCUCCGCGACGGUAGGAAGUGUUUGGCCUCGCGCAACGAGACCUCACGCCUGCGUGCGCUGUGCGGUUAUGUGUGCGAAAUUAUUGUUACGUAAUCGUCACUCGAAAAAUUCCGCGAGAGAACGAGAUGCGGGUGAGCAGAGCGCUCUUUCUCUCCCUCUCUCUUUCGCUGUCGCUCUUCUCCGUUGACGCGAAACGGAGCGAACAAGCGGACCGACAGACGGACAGAUAGGCAGGCGAUCGCGAGAAAGCGUGUACGGUUCGUCUGGUUAUACAGUUAGCUCUCUCGCGCGAUUCACGUGACACUAUUUUGACGUGUGCAGCUUCGCGUACGCGAGGACGGGGGUUCGCUGUUCGUUCUCUCUUUCUCGCUCACACACACCACGUCAUAGCGCGCCACGAUUCUCGUACGGUUCAGCACAGCGUACGGGCGGAUAUGAUUCCGUAUUCGGAUGUAUCGUGUGCGUGAGAGUGAGUGAAUGAGAGAGAAAGAGUGAGAGAGAGAGAGAGAGAGAAAGAAAGCGAGCGAGAGAGAAAGAGAGAGAGAAAGAAAGACGGGGAAAAGGGAGAUUAAGGUUAAGAGGGAUUACAAGGUGCUCACAGAUUUUCUCCGUUUGUACUGUGUCCAAGGUAUGGGACGGUGAGUGCGAGAAGGUACGGUGCUCCGUAGGAAGUCAAUAAAAAAAAAAGUUCAUAGGGGGAAAAAGAGAGAGAGAGAGAGAGAGAGAAAGAGAGAAGCCACAGAGAGGUAGCACGGAUGACAGCAGAAAUAAAAGAUGUUUGAGUCUCCGAGAAGUCUCCAGGAGGUGUGCAUCGACUUCAUCUGCGGUAACGUUCUAGGCUUAUGCGAGGUACAUCUAGGCGAUACGAAUGUGCAUUCCCCCGGCGCUACCGUUUCCGUGAACAAUAAUAGCACAGAAGAAUUCGCUUUUGAUACUACAACAGGUAGAACAUCGUCUAACGAUGCUCCCACCAGCUCCGCGACUCGGCUUACCUUUAGGCAUCCGGACGCCUUCUUGCCGGCCGAAGUGUCCGAGCAAUUAUUAUCCAACCUAUGUGAGAAGAAAACGUUAUCCGACCUGACCAUCACGCUCUUCGACUCCAAGACCACUAGGCUAAGGCACGUACGGCUGAAAGAUGCGUCUACAUUAUCAGCUAAGGGCUUGAGGGUUCUCAAGCAGCAUAAAGUUGUAGAUUUAAUAGUAAAUGGACUUAAAAUUACUGUUAACGAUUUAAUUAGCUGUCUAGGCGAUUGGAGUUUACAAAAUCUUAGGUCGCUAAGCGUAGCUAAAGGAAGCUUUAUGGAUUGUUCAAGGCAUUGCGUGGUAGUAACGUUAAGCAAAUUGAGGGCACUUCAUACCCUGAAUGUCUCAGGAACAGAAUUUAAUAAACAUGGCUUGGACAUAGUAGUCGAAGAUCUUCCCCUUUUAGAGAGCUUAGAUAUAUCUUGUACGAGAGUCGACGAUAUAACACCACUAAGGAAAUGUAAAGAUCGUUUAAAGACAUUAAAUAUGUAUAAUUUAAAGAUAAGCGGUUGCGGUAACCUGAUACCAGUGUUACUGGAGCUGAAUGAAUUAAGGCAUUUAGACAUUUCCGACGAGAAAGACGCACACGCUUUCGAAGUGUUCGCACCCGCUAGGCCAAAAAUAACAGACUUUCUAAGGGCUCUGCAUUGCAUGCCACAUUUGACAACUUUAGACUUAUCGGGUAAAGAUGACAUAAACCCGAAAGAUUUAAAAAAUUUCAUUGCGUCGCACGUGCACCUGAGGUUCCUAGGAUUAGUGCAUUCUGACGCUUGCUACGACGAAAGUUUUAUAGAUCUGACACACGAGGAUUACAGACCCGAGCUUGUUAUCAGUGGUACAGCAACAGAAUCACAAAUUUUGGAAGCCCUUAGAAGGUACACAUACAGACCGAUAUACCUUCAGAAAUGUCUGUUCAAUUUGUUCCGUUUGACACCAAACUUUCUCGAGCCACGAGUCGAUGUGAUAAAAUUAGUGUUACCCGGCAUGAGAGAGCAUCCGCAAGAAUUUCGUGUACAAAUGGCAGCUACCGCAUGUAUUUAUAAUCUAACGAAGGGCGAAUUGGCCCUCAUGAUUCAUCCGUCGAUACUUAAGCAGAUAGUCGAAUUAACAUUGUUGGCGAUGGAAUCAUAUCCGAAUAAUCAUCAACUCCAAAAGAACACUCUGUUGACUUUGUGUAGCGAUCGAAUCCUGCAGGAUGUUGCAUUCGACAAGUAUAGAUGUGCAAGAUUAGUUAUGAACUGCUUGUCGACGUUUGACGACGCGUCCAUGAAUCGAAUGUCCGUGGCGAUCUGCUCGAUACUGGCGGCGAAAAUCUCGACGGUGGAGACGUCCAUGCUGGGCGCACAACCGCAAUACAUGUUGAAGCUGCUCGCGAUGGUCCGUUCCAAAGUCGAGUCCAGGAUAGUGGAUAUCACGAUGAAAUUCACACUGAGCGCCUUGUGGAACCUGACGGACGAGAGUGCCGUUACGUGCAAGGUCUUUCUCGAUGAGGGCGGAAUGGAACUGUUCCUCGAAGUGUUGGACAGCUUCCAGGGAGAGUCGAGCGUAGAGACUAAGGUUCUCGGUCUAUUGAAUAAUAUCGCGGAGGUCGAUCAUUUGAGGCCACGGCUUAUGCAGCCACGAUUCAUCAAGAUGCUUUCAAUGCUGCUCGACUCGGAGCACAUCGAUGUGUCUUAUUUCGCGGCUGGUAUCGCCGCGCAUCUACUGAGCGAUGGUCCUCGGUCUUGGUACAGUAUGCCGUCGCAACCGAGCAGGGAGCAGUUGUUAGACCAACUGGUUCACGCUGUGACCCACUGGCAAACCCCGCAAGGGGAGAUGGUUGCCUAUCGUAGUUUCCAACCAUUCUUCCCGCUGUUACGCUGCGCAGACGCAUAUCCGGUUCAACUCUGGGCGGUGUGGGCGAUUCAUCAUGUAUGCACAAAGAAUCCGAAACGUUAUUGCGUGAUGUUGGUCAGAGAAGGCGGCGUAGAGACGUUAAAGCAACUGGAGAAAACGCAUACGGAGUGCACGACGCAACCGAACUUGCAAAGUCUAUGUCAAUCGAUCCUGGAGACGCUUGAAUUAAAUUCUUAACGAUAGCUGUUGCUUUUCAAUUUGAAAGUUAAAUACCGCAUGGUAUUCUAGUCAAUGUUUAUCUUAAUGCAAUCCUCUAUAUCCUGUUCUUUAGACCAAAUGAAUUUAAAACGAAAAAGAAAGAAUUAUAUAGCCAUGGAUAUUUAUAUCACGGAGACAGACUGCAAUCAAACUGCGACAAAACAAAUAUGUCCAAAAUAUUUUAAUUGCAAUCGAGGGGGAGUUAGUGAAACUCUGGCUAAACUCGCUAGAUCUGAGAAUUGAAGAUCUGAAUUGAGGGAAAUAAGUAUAUAUAAAUAUAUAUUGUACUGUUACAAAUAAGAUUGGUUCCGGAGAGAGAGACGUUUAAAUUACUUAUCAGUAGAUAUACGGAAUAAGCUAAUAGGUAUAUAAUGAGAAUUUAUUACUUUAAAAGUAAAUUACAUAACUCUUAACGAUACGAUGUAGAGAUAUUAAAUUAAGAGACGGAAGAGUGUGAGAGAGUAAAUUUACUUAAAGAGGAAACAAAGAGUAUGCAUGCGCGCUAAUUUAUCUUCGUGAAUAGUUCGUGUUAUUAUUAAUUAACGCUUGCACUAAUGUUUAUGAAAUAUUUUGAAGUCUUAUACGCGGACACAGCGACACGUUACAAACGUUCCAAGGUGUUUCUAUGAUUUAUCUAGCAAAAUACGGAUGCCUCGAAAUACGACUUAUAUUUCAGAUUCUAGUCUAAUUCCUAUCUUAAAUUGUGUAUGAUUGACUUGAGAAUAAUUGUACGUUUAAAUUGUGCGCGGAUGAAUUGACGACACAUGACUCGUAAUUAGUGUAGUCGAGAUAUAAGGACGAAAAUCGAACUAAGUUAUCUUUUUUACGCGGUGCUUGCAAUUAAUGAAAAUUUUGCUAACGAGUAAUUGUAUAGUUGAUUUUGCAUAGCGAUGCAAUUGUAAGAGACAAAAAGAUAUAUAAAUGAUUAAUAUUAUAGAACUGCUGCUGCUAACGGAUAACGACAAUUUACAAAUUAUUUUUAAUGAAUUUUGUUUUCUUAGGAAAAACGAAGUAAAGUUUUAUUUAUCAUUAAAGUUUAAAGUACUACGAGAAAUAUGAUGUAUCAAAUUGUCGACGAAGGAAAAUUGUGGCAGAAUUGGACGUCUCCGUGGAUUCAAAGAGAGCGUAGUCGUGGAACAUCCUACUAAAAUAUUCAACACGUUGACCGCCAUUGUGACUGCCGCGUUUCACCACUGAUUUACGCGAAAACGUAGCUAAUUGCCAAUUAACGAACAAAUCAUAUAGCCAACAGAGAACUAAAAAAACAGUUUGCACGCGUUUUGUUCCGGAUAUCGAAAUGUGAAAAAUGAAAUGUUUUCAAAUUAGAAAAUUUACAUUUUUCAUGAGUUCACGCUAGAGGAGAAGAUUCAUGACUACCUGAGUAUUGAUUAUGAAUCUUCCCUUCUAGCCUGAACUCGUGGAAAGUGUAAAUUUUCUAAUUAGAAAACAAUUCACUUUUCACGUUUCCGCCCUAGGAGGAAAAUUACUUGAUCGAUAUCUUGAUGAUGAAGUUGGGAGCGCGUCAAAUUGUUACGAUUGCGGGUCACCGCUUACUACAUGCAAUUUUUAUAUGGUAAUCGGUUGUGACAGAAGUCGAAUGACAAUACAGGACAGUUACAACAGUUUUUUUCUUAUAUACUUUAGAACACACAAAAAAUACGACAAAGCGAUCCUAUUCAUUCACGAACAUGCACAAUAGAUGAUCAGACAGCUAUUAAAAUUAGAUUAUGUAUAUGUCAAAAUUACAUGUAUAUGACAAAUUACAUGUAUAUGUAAUUUUGACAGUUGUCUGACCACCUACUGCGCAUGUUCGUAAAUCAUAGGUUCACUUUGCCGUAUUUUUUGUGUUCCGAAAUAUGUAAAAAAAAAAACUUGCAACCGUCCUGUGACCGACUGUGUACAUUGUAUAAAUAUAGUAUUAUAUUCUUACCUGAUAGAUGAUAGAACUUUGGCUAACUCCGUUAACUUGGGCAUUUAGUUAAGUUCUGGAACGAAAUCCACAUGGAAAUUAGCAUGGCAGUCAACGUGUUGACGUACAGUUUGGAACCUUAGACUGAAGUCUUCAAUAAUAUAUAUAAAUAUGUACAUAUAUAUACUUUUCUGAAAGGUUACGCUAAUCUUUGCUUUAUUACGAUCCAGCGCCUCCCGCGAGGCGACGGUAUAUGUGUACAUGCGCGACGAAGUGUUACAAAGUAAUUAUUAUUAUUUUGUUGAAUGUGUGUCAUACUUUUUAACGCUUCAAAUUCAGAUCUUCAAUCUAUUUUGUUAACGAUUACAUUUCACGAAGUCUUCAUUACUAAAUAUUGAUAAAAAAAGGAGAAAAAACGUCUUAAACAUUGAUUGCGCAUUAUAUGCCUUCAGAGAUUAUACAAAGGAGAAGAGAAAAAAGAAGAAAUCAGAGAGUUUGUAAUAAGAGAAAUACAUUUUAAUAUUUAGAUUAUAUCUGUUAUUAAAAUAUGAUGAAUUUAUAUAAACGAAAUUUAUUCUUCUGAUAUCAUUACAUGUUGAUCUAAAAUGUAAAAAAAAAAUGAAAGCGUCAAUUUGGACUGAAUGUUAAUAAACUAUGCCAGCCUCUAUGAGUUGUGCAAUCUUUGAA